This is a messenger RNA of Podospora anserina S mat+, 2307 nucleotides long. RefSeq lists its product as uncharacterized. The record is from RefSeq and is a predicted model, not a curated record. The transcript has 2 exons. Lineage: Eukaryota; Fungi; Ascomycota; Sordariomycetes; Sordariales; Podosporaceae. Gene Ontology annotation, cellular component: cytoplasm. Gene Ontology annotation, molecular function: protein binding. The coding region runs from base 1 to 2307 and encodes 768 amino acids.
AUGACGGCUGUUGCGAGUCCCCCUAGCUUUCCAAACCUCAACCGACCGGGAUGGAUGAAUGGAGGCCAGCUUCUUAACACGAUCAAUUCGGAAGAUGCCAGAGGAGUGAACAUGCCCAUGCCUCGCAAAACUCUGCCGCGGUCAAACUCGUCGUCGUCGGUCUCGUCGACAUCUUCCAACGGGUCGACAUCCACCGUGACUUCCAAUGCCAGUUCUCAAAUGAACGGCGGUUCUGUGUCUUCCGCUGGCGACACGGGUGCGUGGCCAAACGGUGCACCACGCAAGAGGCCCCAGCAAAAGGGCCCAUGGCCAAAUCCCAAAACCGAAGGAACAAACGAAUUUGCCAGAACAUCAUCGGUUCGACCACCCAUGGCGAACGGGGUCAACGGUGCAUCAUCACUACAGCCACCACAAUCGAUACUAGCAACACCACAGAAUCAACUGAUGGCUCCCAAUGGACUCCCACGAGGCCCUGAUGGUGCCGCUUCAGGCCGGCAACCUGUCCUUUACUUGCUUUCUCUCAACGGCAGCUUCGAACGCAAGACCAUCUCGGUUCCCUAUUACCCCGACACCCUGCGUAUUGGACGGCAAACAAAUAACAAGACGGUCCCAACACCUGUCAACGGAUUCUUUGACAGCAAAGUGCUAUCCCGACAACAUGCCGAGAUUUGGGCCGACCCCAGCGGCAAGAUUUUUAUUCGGGAUGUCAAGUCCUCCAACGGUACAUUUGUCAACGGGAGCCGGCUGUCGCCUGAAAAUAGAGAAUCCGAGCCGCACGAACUGCAAACAGCUGACCACCUUGAACUUGGUAUUGACAUUGUUAGCGAGGAUCAAAAGACCGUCGUUCAUCAUAAAGUCGCCGCCAAGGUCGAGCAUGCCGGAUUCAUAUCGCCGGCCAAUAAUGUGAUGGAAAUGAGCUUUGGAGACCUGGACCCUUCCAACAAUCCAAUGAUGCAGCUCAGUGGUGUUCCAUUCCGAGGCCGACCAACAAAUCAGUCAGCAAUGGCAGGGAGUCGCGUAUCUCCGAGUAACGCUGGAGUUGCAGGAAACCUAGCUCAACAGCGUCCAUACCAUUGGCAGAGUAUCACCACAGAACACAUAAUCAAGAGGCUCCAGGCAUGUUUGUUCCCGACUGAUAUUGCUAGAACAGGCCAAUUCCUCAACGCUCUGCUAUCCAAGGACGAUGUCAAGAACUUGGACAAACCUGAAGCGCCAGAAGCCCCCAAGAGUUUUGUCAACGGAAAUGUCUCUUUCCGAUCCGAUGGCGGGAAAACGAGGUUUUCCGACCCGCCAGCGCCUCCCCCGUCACAACCACUUCCAGAGAAACCAGAUGCCGCUCGCCCUGGAUCUUCCGAUGUUGCGUCGCUGAAGCGAGGCCCAACAGAGAAGCCCAAACUCGCAAACAUCUCACCCAUUCUUCCUGAUAACACCAAUAGCCUCCGCAUUUCGCAACUCACAGAACAGCUCAAUAACGCCCAGAAGGCUCUUGACGAAACCAGCCAAAAAGCACGGGAUUUGGAAGAAGAGUUGAACAGGGAGCGCGAGGCACGGUUACUGGUCGAGGGUCAGAUGCAGAAGAUGAACGAGGAGAGUACGCAUGUGAAGGUCAAUGGCUCUGCGGGCAUUCCUCUUGUCAAUGGUCAUUCUGAACUCGACAAGGCCUUCAACCCCCCAGCGGAAACCCAAACACCAGCCGAAGUUGACCCGGUGACCGUCACCCCUGAACCAGGAAGUUACUCGCCGGUGGUCGAUAAGACCGCGGCUAUGGUAGCAGCAUACCAGGCUCAAAUCGAUACGAUGGCCCAGGAAAUGGCCAAAAUGAAGGAGCACAUGGAGAGCUACCGCGCUCGGGCUGAGAAGGCCGAGGCUGAUAGAGACGCUGGCAGCAAAACAUUGGCAGAACUGGUCCUCCAGAUUCGCCAACGCGACGAGGAGGAUAAGAAGCGGGCAGCGGAGAAGCAGUCACGGUCACGGUCUAGGGAGGCCAGACGACGUGGCCGGAGCCAAAGCCCAAGGGCCGAGGAAAAGCUGGAGCACACUACCAACGGUAGCGCGACCAAACCCCACGCGCAGAUCGACGGUGCGGCAUCCGAAGCGGACGACGCUGAGGAUAUCUCGCCUGUAUCGAGAUCAGUCACAGUGAAGCCCAACUCGGUGGGCGCGUUGGCGGUGCAGGGUGAUGGGCAGCGUCCUCUGGCGAUAAUACAAAUACUACCGUACGCGACCGCGUUUGGGGUUGUGCUCUUUGGCAUGGGGCUUAUGGGGUACAUCAACGAUUGGCAGCUGCAACCGCACCCAAACCGGUAG